AUGCAAACAGAAGAAACAUUAGGUAAUAAUUAUACUCAUUCAGAACAUAAAAUAAAGAAUUCUAAAGGAAAAGAAAUUAGUUUAGAAUGGAAAAAAGAGACUGGAUAUAAAAGAAAAUACCAAUUUAGAGAAAAAAGAAAUUACCAAGUUGCUCAACAAAGUAUUUUUCUUGCAUUAUUAAAUGAUUAUUUUGAGAUUGAAUUACUUCCUCCAAUAAAACGAUCAAAUGUUGCUACUCAAUUAUUAAGAAUUAAUCGUUUAGUUCAUGGAGAAGAUUCUAUUUUAUUUAAUCUAGUAGUAGAACAUCGAUGUAAUGAUCUCUUCCAAAAAGAUAUUGAAAAUGGAGUUCCAAUAAAAACUGCUAUGAGACGAAUGGAGACAUAUAAAAUUAGUGAAGGACUUCAUUUAUUGAUAGACCUUUUAUUUGAAUUAGGGUAUAUAUUUGUUUCUAGAGUUACAAAAGGGGCUCAAGGUUCUCAAAGAAUUGAAACUGUAAAAGAGAUUUGGAGAAAUGGAAAAGUAAUUUUAGAAAAGAGUGAUAUUGAAGAAUUAGGAACACAAAUUAAUUCAUAUUUCUUUAAUGAAAUUAAAAGUCAAAAUAAUUGUACCAUUUCUAAAGGGUUAAAUCUUCUUAUGAUUGAAUGA
Messenger RNA from Entamoeba dispar SAW760, 645 nucleotides. RefSeq lists its product as uncharacterized. Lineage: Eukaryota; Evosea; Mastigamoebida; Endamoebidae. Bases 1 to 645 code for a protein of 214 amino acids. The record is from RefSeq and is a predicted model, not a curated record. The transcript has a single exon.